ACGUUCGGACGUUAGUUUUACUAUUUGCGCUAGUAGUUCGGUUAAACAGCGAAUUUUCAUUCUUCCUUUUAGUUUCUGCUUCUUACAUUCAUACACGUGUUCAUUUGAUUUUGCUAUAUUAAUUCUCUAUAUAGUUCACAAGUGUCGCAGUGAUGGCCCCCGGGCCCCCCGAUUUAGGGGAAAAUCGUUUCUCCCUACUAUCUGAAAGCCCGAAAGCGAAAAAGAAAAGAUCUAUUUUGAAACUUCAAAGCGAUUUUCCUGAACUACCAACUAUCCACAAAUCAGAACCGAAAUUUGUAGUUGUUGCACCAACCGACGCUGGCAAGCCUCUUUCCGCAUACUCGUGUUUCGCAGUACACAGAGGGCUUAAUGCUAUCAGUAAAGAAAUUAUAUCAAUAUCUAAUUUAAGAGACGGCAAUCUCCUCUUAUUGGUAAAAACGAAGUCUAUAGCAGAAAGAUUUAUAAAGACCAAUAAUCUAGCAGGUAUUUGCCAAAUUACUUGCAAAUUACAUGAGCAGCUUAACUAUGUGAAGGGUACCAUUUUCGCCCCCUGCCUCAAUAAUAUUCCUGAAAACGAAAUCGUCGAAGAACUCAAAUCUCACCAUGUGGUGUCAGCUUACAAAUUUACAAAAACCGUGGAUGGAGUAAUCAAACCAACGGGAGUUGUCCUCCUGACUUUCGACCUUUACAACUUGCCAAGCAAAAUAGAUAUAUCCUGGCAUAACGUAAAAAUACGUGAAUAUAUUCCCAACCCGAUGAGGUGCAAAUCUUGUCAAAUGUUUGGCCAUACGAUAAAACAUUGCAAGAACCCACCGAGCUGUGUAAACUGCAGUCUCCCACCACACCCCCCACAAAACUGUUCACGCGUUAAAUGCGCCAAUUGCGCCGAGGAACAUCCCUCCUCCUCUCCACAAUGCAAAAAAUUUCAGCAGCAAAGAGAUAUAUUACGUAUUAAAAUAAACAAUAAAUGCACGUUGCGUGAAGCAUUUAACAUAUACAGAAAGCAAAUAACAACAAAUGAACUCUCCCCAAUGAGCUACUCGGCAAUCACAGCAAGAACGAAUGAAAUCAAUGAAAAGGAGAAGAAUAAAACCUAUGAAAAAGAUCACAAUCAAACAGAAAAUAUAAAACAAAAACCAGAAACUCACCACGAAAUUCAAGCGCCUACGCAUCAUUCACUGAAUUUGCAUUCAAAUCUCAACUCACACGCAAAAAACAACCCUGCAAUAAAUUCCCACCUAUCGCCAGUUACUUCUCACACUCUUUGCACUACGCCAAACAUAUCAAAUUUCCCUCAUUCACUCGCUAAUCUUCCCAGCGAAGCAACAAAUAUGACACCAUUAACUUCUCUCUCUAAUCUUCCACGAUUACACUCUCCGGAAACAGUUAAACCCAAAAAUUCAUUUACGCAUCAAUCGAGCAUAUCUGAUGAGAGUAGCGCUCUUAAAUAAUUAACCAACAUGAACACCUA
Molecule: messenger RNA, 1471 nt
Organism: Anastrepha ludens (Mexican fruit fly)
Lineage: Eukaryota; Metazoa; Arthropoda; Insecta; Diptera; Tephritidae
Exons: 1
Coding region: 153-1451 (432 amino acids)
Source: RefSeq, a predicted model, not a curated record